Morchella importuna is the source of this 621-nucleotide messenger RNA. RefSeq lists its product as uncharacterized. The transcript has a single exon. NCBI's taxonomy places the organism in Eukaryota, Fungi, Ascomycota, Pezizomycetes, Pezizales, Morchellaceae. Bases 1 to 621 code for a protein of 206 amino acids. The record is from RefSeq and is a predicted model, not a curated record.
AUGAAGCGCGACGGGGUGAUGGGUGCGCUGGGCGGCGGCGUGGGGAAGGCGGGGUUCAGUAAGGAGGACACGGACGGGUGGGUGAAGGAGCUGAGCCGGCGCGGGAUUCGGGAGCUGCCGUGGCUGAAGGAGGUGCCGGAUGGGGUGGGGUUGAAGGUGAGGGCGGGGGAUAAGGUUGAGGUUGAGCUGGUGGUGGGGACGGUGAAGAAGGGGCGGAAGACGGCGGUGAGGAAGCCGGCGGCGGCGAAGAAGAAGAAGGAUGAGGAUGCGGCAGCGGAGGUGGGGGUGGAGGCGGAGGUGCAGGGUGGGGAGGCGGGGGUGGUGGAAGAGGGGGAGACGGUGCAGGUGCCGGUGCAGAAGAAGGUGCAGACGAGGGCGGCGAGGCCGAGGCAGAAAACGGCGGCGGCAGCAGCGGUGGCGAUGCCGCCGGCGAAGAGACAGAAGGUGGAGAAGGUUGAGAGCGGCAUUGGGUCAUUCAUGCAGGGCGCUGUCGACUACCUUAGUGAGAACAAGAGGCGUACAUAUAAGACGUGGGAGGCGAGGAUGGUGGCGACGGCGGCGGAGGUGGAGAAGGAGGGGGGCUGCCGUCGCAACAGCAGCAGGCAGCCGUGGUGGGGUUAG